GCACGCGCUCGGAUUCGUGCCUCGCCGCGCUCUUGUUGACGUGCGCGCACGCUCUUUCACACCGCAGCACUGUCGAUACUGUGCAAAUAAACAAAUCAACAACAAAAAAACAAAGAGCAAAAACACAAACAAGACAACAACUUUGAGCCAACUUCGAGUUGAAUGAGGAUUGCUGUUUGCUAGCGCGAAGAAAAUAGCCGCAUCCGUUUGAAUCAAGUGGUUGCAAUGUGUGAGACCAAGAAGAUCAUCUUGGUGUUUGUUUUCCUUGGCAGUGCAGGUCCAGUGUCAGGUGCAUCAGAUGAACCUGUUUGAACGUUGCAUCAGUUCGUCAGGAUUUUUCAUCUCUUAUGUGUUCAGCCACCUGGAUAGCUGCCUCUCUGCAAGUGAGCAUCAUACCCGUGCAAGGCGAGAUCAGCGUUGGAGAGUCCAAGUUCUUUUUGUGCGAAGUCGGCGGGGGCGCCAAGGGAAUUGACUGGUUCUCACCGACCGGAGAGAAGAUUGAACCCUACAGGCAGGAUGUCAGCGCGUUCCGGAAUGACGAGACAUCCUCCACACUUACCAUCUACAACGCUAACAUCGAGAACGCUGGAGCCUACAAGUGCGUCGCCACCGGCUGGGACCAGCAGGCUGAGGCCACCGUCAACGUAAAGAUAUACCAAAAGAUUACAUUCAGAAAUGCGCCAUCCCCACAAGAGUUCACAGAGAAGGACAACGCCGUCAUCGUCUGCGAUGUCGCCAGUUCCCCUCCACCAACUGUUAUCUGGAAACACAAGAGGGCAAAAAUUCAGUUUGACAAAGAUGUUCGCUUCAAAUUCCUAAGCAACAACCACCUGCAGAUAAGAGGAAUCAGGAAAGCAGAUGAAGGCGAGUAUACGUGCGAGGGACUCAUCAUGGCCAGGGGCGAGAUCGACUUUCGCACCAUCUUCGUGGUGGUGAACGUUGUCCCCACUAUCCAAGUUCGACAGCCUGAAGUGAACAGCACAUCUGACAUGGGCCACACCGCCACGCUGGCCUGUGAUGCUGACGGCUUUCCCAAGCCUGUGGUCUCAUGGACACGUAACAACGCCCUGGCGAGCGGGGACAAGUAUAGGUUCAGCGAGGACGGCUCCGAGAUGACUAUAAUGGACGUUAAGAAGCUGGACGAGGGAGAUUAUACUUGCGUCGCCAGGAACAAAGCGGGGAAAAGCGAGGAGGAAGUCAGUCUCAGAGUCUUCGUAAAACCCACGAUCACAUAUCUGGAGAACCGGACCACCACGGAGACGGAGGAGCGGGUCACGUUGACGUGUGAAGCCACCGGGGACCCCACGCCAAGCAUCACGUGGAGUUUCGGCUCACGUGUGUUCAACGAGGGUGAGCAGGAGCAUCUAAAGCGGAUUUAUCAGGCAUCUUGGACUCGUCCCGAACAGCACAAGAGCGAGGAUGGAAGCGUGGUGGUCCGCAGUGAUGCACGCCUGUCCGCCCUCACCCUGAAGUACCCCCAGCACACAGAUGCCGGCCGGUACCUGUGUACCGCCCGCAACGCUGUGGGCGAGACGUCCCAGCACAUGACCCUGGAAGUGCAGUUCGCUCCCAAAAUCCUGGGCUCAGUGGCGGUCUACACGUGGGAGGGGAACGCGGCCAACAUCAGCUGUGAGAUCCUGGCGCACCCCAGCGAGGUCUCCAUCGUGUGGCUGCGGGACGGUCUCCAGCUCCCUCACGCCAACGCCUCCAACGUGAAGAUCCACAACACGCCCUCUGCCAGCUACCUGGAGGUUAACCCGGACUCCCAGAAUGACUUUGGCAGCUACAACUGCACGGUCUCCAACGAGAUCGGGACAGAGUCCAAAGAGUUCAUCCUGAUCCAAGCAGACGUACCCUCCGCCCCGACCAUCAGCCAGGUGGAGCCCUACUCCAGCACGGCCGUGCUGAGCUUUGCCGAGCCCGAGGCCAUGGGAGGGGUUCCCGUGCUGAAGUACCGAGUGGAGUGGAGAGCAGCUAGCCGCAGUAACUGGGCCCAGCGUGUGUACGAGGUCCGAGAGGGAGGCUUAAGUGCUGUCACGAUCACUGGCUUAAAACCGGAAACCAGCUACGAAGUCAAGAUGUCUGCUGUCAACGGCAAAGGGCAGGGCGAGAGCAGCCCGUCUGUCGCCUUCAAGACUGAGCCUGUUCAAGGGGAACCCAGUCCCCCUAAGCUGGUCGGCACCCUGCAGCCUAAGGGUAACAUCCUCAAAGUGAACUGGCUGAAACAGGACGAUGGCGGCUCCCCCAUCAUCCACUACCUCGUCCGCUACAAAGCUAGAGACGAUCCGGACUGGAAGCCCGAGGUGCGGCUGCCCGGCUGGAGCGAGCACACCCUACUGAGCGGCCUGGACUGGGACACGGAGUACGAUGUGCUGGUGGUGGCCGAGAACCAGCGGGGCAAGUCACAGCCGACCACGCUGGCCUUCCGCACAGCCUUAGAACCCGCCGCCAACCCAGACUCUGUGGAGGGCGGGGUCGGCCUGAACACGGGGCUGAUCGUGGGCAUCCUGGUCCUGGUGUGUGCUCUGCUGCUCCUGGCCGUCGACGCGGCCUGCUGUGUCCUCAACAAGUGUGGCGUCCUCAUGUGCAUCUGUGGCAAGGCUGGGGCUAGUACCAAGGGCAAAGACGUGGAGGCGUGCAAGGCUGCUUAUGUUAAAGACAACUCCAAAGAGCCCAUUGUGGAAAUGAGGACGGAGGACCAGUUCACAGCCAAUCACGACAUAGGAGGGCAUCCUGAGCCCAAUGAGACCACGCCCCUGACAGAGGCGGAGCGACUGGCAGAUGGCGCGGCCGCCGUAGUGGACUUGCCUCUGUCGGUGGCCACUAACUCGGACACGGUCACUGACACCUUUGACCUCAGCCAGGGUAGCCCUGUUAGCGAGAGCACCACGCUCACCUCCAGCCUCGUGGUCCCGCCCCCUGACCCCUACCCCAUCCCUGCCUCAGGCCCCGACACCAGCACCCCGAAGACCAUCUCCCAGCCCCUGGCUGCCUCCCUGCUCAUCUCUGACACCCCACUGGUGGACUUGGCUGAUCCCCAGCCCACACAAACCAAUGGUCAUCCAAGUAUCCCAUUAGACCCUCCCUCAGUUCUUCUGCUUCCCCAAGAAACAACACCCAAAGGGCCAGAAAAGGAUGCUGUGCUGGCCAGCUUUUUAGAGAGUCCAGACGCACGCACGUCACUGCCCCCUACCUUGCACGACACCGCUGACCCCGAGCCCUCAGUGAACUGUGGGCUCCAGGAAGAUGGAGGUGCUCCCCAGGCUUCAGAAACAGACCUCACCCAGGAUGAGUUACGAGCUCUGGCUGCGGCUGACCCGGGUGGUCCAUCGGCUCCACCAAUCGAGAAUGACCUGGAGGAAGAGGAGACUAGGUUUGAGGACGAGGAGCUGACGAAGGUCCAGUCUGAAGAGGAAACGGAACCGAACGCAAUCUCACUAACGAAUGAUGUUGCCAAGAACAUGGCGUGAUUUGGGUGGUGGCAGGACGGUGAACAUGAGAACGUCGAGUCUACAGUGCCCUUAAUGAAUUCUUUGAAGCUGCGAGGAGUGUGAGUACCUCGUACAUGGUUAAGACUGGAGUCAGCUGUACAUAUCGUACGUAUGCCUUUUUACGGUUCUAAGUCAUUUCCGUUAAAUCAAUCAAAAUCUUAUGAAUUUACUCAUACACUUGUAAGAGUUUGUUUGCAAAUUCAAUCCAACAGUUUGUAUUGUGUUCAGACUCCUUGAUAUUUCCAAGAGAGUGUUUUUGAAAACAUAUAUGCAUUAAGGAGAAUUAUAGCACAUAUUCAGUAAAGCUCAAGACAAUAUUUUAUCGUUUGUUACAUUGUUCAAAUGUGACUUUUUUUUUCUGAAGUCUUUCGAGGGCUAGUCCUGUUAAAUAGUUUGAUUGUGUAUUUUAAUUACAUUCAAUUUUCUUUUUCACGUUUCACUGUUGAAAAAACAGAAUCUGUGUUGUGUCUUUUUUAUAUUUAAACAAAUUAAACAGACAUCACCCAAUUUGUAAUCCCAGUUAAUAUGUGACAGUGAUGCACAAGGUGAAGGAAUGUCCUUCUUCCCAAAAUCUUUCAUACAGAUUACUAAAGUUGACUUUUCUUUGACAUCUAAAUUGCUCAUGGUUUUUACUAAAGUUGUUAUUCAGUUGGGAUUUUAACAACUUUUGGCUCCUUUUUCAAAACAUGCUUGUAAAAUGCAGUUUCUCCAGCAAGAGAAAUCUGACCAUUUUUAUACUGUUUGUGUCUGUGGUGGUGGGGGGGGGGGGUACAAACAUUUGUACUACAAUCUUGAAGGUAAGCUUGUGCACUGUGAUUGUGUGUCUUACCGUUUUGAGAAUAUCUACAUAGCUUUAUGGCAAAAAAAUAAAAUGGCUGAUUUUUCUUUUUCGAUAACAUGUACAUUGAUGGCAAACAUCUUCCUGUGUAGAGCAGGAUGGGUAAGACAGCUCUUCCUCCUGAAGGUGGUCUUCCUCUAUUCCUCACUGCAUGUCCAUGUGCUUGCUCAGUGUGCACCAUCACUUCUGCUGCAGUUCAGGACAUCUGCAGGUGACCGGCAGCAGGUCCAGUCCAUACGUGCAUGCCCAGUUCCAGGAGCACACCUGGAUGUAGACUCGUGCACAGAUCGUCGGAUUGGGUUGUUUUUUUGUUUGGGGUUUUUGUUUAUUUUUGGUGUCGCUUGAGCCAUCUUUUUUGUCUGAUGGCAGAUAUGCAGACAGACAAAUGUGACUGUGCACAAAGGUAGGCGCUUUUUCUUUUUGGCUAAAAAAGAAGGAAACGUAUAUCUGUGUUCAAUGUGUUUUAAAGCCUAUGUAUCCCAACAGUUCAGUGACAUCUAGCUCUGGGACAUUCUUAUGACGAAAUGAUGUAAUGACAGCUAUGAUUUCAAUUGUUUAUCAUCAAAAGAACGUCAUAAAUUGUGGUGUUCUAACACAUUUUGAUUAAACUAAUUGAA
Molecule: messenger RNA, 4946 nt
Organism: Electrophorus electricus (electric eel)
Lineage: Eukaryota; Metazoa; Chordata; Actinopteri; Gymnotiformes; Gymnotidae
Source: RefSeq, a predicted model, not a curated record